CUCCGGAGGUUCUAGCGCAGAAGCCGUAUGGGAAAGCCGUUGACGUCUGGUCCAUAGGUGUCAUCGCCUACAUCCUGCUGUGCGGCUAUCCUCCGUUCUACGACGAGGACGACGCAAACCUGUUCGCGCAGAUACUGCGCGGCGAGUACGAGUUCGACGCCCCCUACUGGGACGAGAUCUCCGAGUCGGCGAAGGACUUCAUACGACACCUGAUGUGCCUGGACACGGCGAUACGCUACACGUGCAAGCAGGCUAUACAGCACCCGUGGAUCUCAGGUGGCGCUGCUCUGGAGAAGGACAUUCAUGAUUCUGUGAGCGCACAACUGAAGAAGAACUUUGCGAAAACCAAGUGGAAGCAAGCAUACAAUGCGACGGCAGUCAUACGGCGCAUGCAGAAACUUGCCAUGAACAGCACCGCCAGCAGCAACAACAGCCCGUCGAAGCUCACCACAUGAUUCCUCGUCCUUCGGAGGAUGCUGCGUCGCCAUGGAGACCCCGCCGACGGAGGCAGAAGACGGCCGCCGCGACGACCAGACUGUCAAAGGUUGAAGGUCAAAGGUUGAGGGUCGCUGCUUGACCCCUCGCCGACCUCGUGAAUUUCGCGCGCGCGCGAGAGCGAGCGAGCUUGUUUGCUGUUGCGUUACUCCUCCCCUGCCCGCCGUUGUGUCUGUGGAGCGUACCCCCCACGCGUGCGUGCAUGCAUGCGUGCGCUGCAUGCGUGCGUGCGCGUGCGUUUGUACAGCAUGCGUGCGUGCGUGCGUGUGCGUGCGUGCGUGCGUGCGUGUGCGCGUCGGUCGGUCGGGUUGUGGUGGGAAAACGAAACACGGCUCGUCCCGCGUCGACCCACACGGUCAUUCCAGUUCCCUAAUCUCUUACCGUGUCCGGCCUAGCUAUCGGCUACCCAUAAUCUUCAGCUACCUGUUCCAGUUGUUAACCAUCCCUGGUGGUUGUGCAUGCCUAGCUACCGGCUACCCAUAAUGUUUAGCUACCCCUUCCAGUUGUCAACUAUCCCAGGCGGCUACAUAUGCCUAGCUAUCGGCUACCCAUAAUCUUUAGCUACCCGUUCCAGUUGUUAACUUUACCUGUCUGUUGUAUACACCUAGCUAUUGGCUACCCAUAACCAUUAGCUAUCCCUUUCAGUUGUUAACUAUCCCUCCCAGCUUUUAACUAUCCCUGUCGGGUGUAUAUGCCUAGCUAUUGGCUACCCAUACCUUUUGACUACCCCUUCCAGUUGUUGUAUACACAUACAUAUUAGCUACACCUAGCUAUUGGCUAACCCUAACUAUUCGCUAUAUAUAUAGAUGCAGCCAGACUUUGGCCACCUACAAUUAUCGGCCACCCCUAGCUAUCAGCUCCCCCCCCCCCCAGCUAAGGAAUGCAGUUAGGCAUUGGCUACGAGUAGCUAUCGGCUAUUCUUCUCUGUUGGUUACGCUUUUUGAUUAGCCACUCCUAGCUAUUGGCUACCCCCUCCUCCCGCCAUAGGUAAUAGAUACAGCUAGCCAAUUGGCUGUCUUCACCUACUGCAUACGCAUUGCACACAACACCUACCUACUCGGCUACCAAAGAAACGGCUAUGCAGGAAUAACCAUGGCAACGGAAUGCCUCGCGAUCGCACGCAGCGCCUCCUGGCGAGCACGCUCACCCCACCUCGCCGUGGCCUCGCGGUUGCCGUGGUUUCAUUUAUAUAUUAUAUAUCCCAGUAUCUCGAGCCACAAGUAAUAUAUUAUCAUAUUAUCAUAUAUGCGCAUAUACGUGUGUGUGUGUGUGUGUGUCAGUAUAUGCACGUGUGUGUACGUGUGUAUGUGUGUACGUGUGUGUGUGUGUGUGCGCGGAUGCCGCCUGUUGAAUAUUUUAUCUAUAUUUUAUAUAUUUUCCGCAGCUACUGAUGUUAUAUUCAUUAUACGGUUAUUUUUAUUUCAUUAUGUAUACGAAGACUUUAUUGCAUACACGAUUCUCUCUCCCUCUCUCUUGCUGUCCCUCUCAUUCUCUCCUUUCUCUUUCUUUCAAUCUCUGUCUUUCUCCUCUCUCUCUCUGUCUCUC
Priapulus caudatus is the source of this 2040-nucleotide messenger RNA. Its product is annotated as calcium/calmodulin-dependent protein kinase type 1-like. The record is from RefSeq and is a predicted model, not a curated record. Gene Ontology annotation, molecular function: ATP binding; calmodulin binding; calcium/calmodulin-dependent protein kinase activity. Gene Ontology annotation, biological process: protein phosphorylation. Lineage: Eukaryota; Metazoa; Priapulida; Priapulimorpha; Priapulimorphida; Priapulidae.